This is a messenger RNA of Aureobasidium musti, 765 nucleotides long. NCBI's taxonomy places the organism in Eukaryota, Fungi, Ascomycota, Dothideomycetes, Dothideales, Saccotheciaceae. The record is from the annotation of a GenBank genome assembly.
AUGACUUCGAACGAGAAACCAGUCAUCGUCAUUAUACCUGGAGCCUGGCAUGUACCAGCACACUACGCACACCUGGCACUAAAACUCAAUGCCAAUGGCUACACUGUAGAUUGCAUCGAAUCGUCCUCUACCAGCGAUGAGAAAGACUUGCCCGAGGAUUCUUGGAAGGAAGACAUCUCGAUCAUCCGUAAUGCUAUCACUUCGCACACCGAGGCUGGCAGAGAUGUAGCAGUAGUCAUGCAUUCGUUUGGCGGCAUGGCGGGCUCCGAAGCAGCAUGUGGCUUGGGCAAGAAGACAAGCGAGACAUCCGGUAGGGUCGUGAAAAUGAUCUACAUGUCUGCUUUCAUGCUCAAAGAAGGUGGACGUCGUUCCGACUUUGGACACAACGAGGACUGGCCGAAUAUUGCUCGCGUCGACGAUGAACAGAAUCCCAAGAUGCUCUUGGCGUUGGAUCCAAUGCACUACUUCUAUCAUGAUGUGCCAGAACAAAUGAGUCAGCGUGCAAUCGACAAUCUGUGCGGAAUGCCGCUCGCUCAUGUAAUGAGUUUUCCUUCCAAGGUCGCUUGGCGUGAGAUCCCAACUGCAUAUAUUAUCUGCGAAGAUGACAGGGCGUUGACCAAAAAUGGUCAGGAGCAGAUGAUCAAUGCUGUCAAGGCCGAAGGUGUAAAUGUGGAAACCACGAGUCUAAAGGCUAGCCACAGUCCUUUCCUGAGCAUGCCUGGCGAGACCGCAAAGGCAAUCCGUGGCUUCCUGGAGAAGGCAUGA